AUGACAGAUAAAGUAGUCGUCACUUCUUAGAGGGUGAAUUUUGUAGUUUCGAAAGAUAUGAUAAUUUUGAUAAGUAGUCAUUACAACUACCGAGAAUGUUCAAAAACCAGUUGGGACUAAAGAAAUUACUACCAUCGUUUCAGUGGUUGUUACGUAUCACGUGUUACAGAUAUGUUCUUUUCUUUUUAAGUUAUCUUUUCUAAUGGGAAAGAUUGCAUCUUUUAACCUUGAAGAUGUGUGUUUGGUUCCCAUUAGAGACAUUUUGAGAGAGUGAGGAUAUCUAAAGUGGUUAGAGCUUCCUUUCAAAUUUUCAUCUUUCCGUCCCUGUGGCUCUCUUAACAGCAGAAGAAAGAUAGGAAAAAAAAAAAACUUUGAGGGCAAGGAUCCGUGAGGAAAUGGAGUGAAAUGGAUGUUGAUCUUAGAUGACUAUAAUAGUUUAUUUUUUUUUAUGACAAUGGAGAAAACAUACACGAAAUAAGGCUUCAAUCCCUAAAACUGAGCAAUGAAAAGAUGGCGACUAAAUCUGGUAAUCUUCUUCACUGCAAUUCUUAUUAUAAUUUCUUCACCUCUCUACUUGGAUUUCGUUGUUAUUCCAAUUGCUCUAAAUUUCUUGUUGUUGAUGUUGAUGUUGAUGUUGAUGAUGACGACCCCAAAUUGUUUCUCAAAUUUGUUAGACAACAAUCCAAAUUAGGGUUUACUAAUGUUGAAAUCCCCCUUUCCCAUUUCCACCAUAUGAAAUCGAUGCGACCUCUUCCAUCUAUCAUUGAUUUCUGUAUGUUAUUGAGUGCCAUGUCCAAGAUUAAACCCCAUCCCCCUUUCUCCACUGUCAUUUCUCUUUACAGGCAGCUCCUUUUCUUAGGUCUUCGUCCAAAUAUUUACUCCCUUAACAUCCUUGCUAAUUGCUACUGUCGUUUGAACUUUGUUGAUUUGGGGUUCUCUGUUCUCGCCAACAUUAUUAAACUUGGUUUUCAACCUAAUAUUGUCACCUUUACUACUCUCAUCAACGGCUUCAUUCACUCUAAUCAAUUUGAGAAAGCCGUUCCAUUGUUGGAUAAAAUUGUCAAGCUUGGCUUCCAACCCACAUUAGUCACCUAUGGUUCUAUGUUCAAAGGUCUCUGUAGGUCCGGUGAUAAUGCCGGUGCUCUCAAACUCCUCAGAAACAUGGAAUCUUAUGGACAUUGUUUGCCUAAUGUUGUCAUUUAUAGCACCAUCAUUGAUAGUCUCUGUAAAGACCAGUUAUUACCUCAGGCUCUCCGCCUUUUCAAGGAGAUGAAAGUCAAGGGAAUUUCCCCUAAUGUUGUCACCUAUACUACCUUAAUUCGAGGUAUGUUAACUUUGGGACAACAGAAAGAGGCUCAAGAAAUGCUGACUGAGAUGUUGAGGAACAACAUAACUCCUGACAUUCAGACCUACAGCAUGUUGAUUGAUAUGUAUUGUAAAGAUGGCAAGGUUGGUGAAGCACGGGACAUUUUUGUUCACAUGACUGAGAGAGGAUUUGUUCCCGAUAUCAUCACUUACAGUGCUCUGUUAGAUGGAUAUUGUUUACGUGGUGAGAUGGAUGAGGCAGAAAAGCUUAUGGAUUUGAUGGUUGAAAAUGGUUGCAAACCUGAUGUAGUUACUUACAGCAGCUUAAUCAAUGGCUAUUGCAAGUCUAAAAGGAUUGACAGAGCUCUUGGUCUACUCCAAGAGAUGCAUUUUAACGAAUUAGCCCCUAAUGUUAUCACGUACAACACUCUUAUAGAUGCCUUGUGCAAAGACAAUCAGCUCAAGCUUGCACACCAGUUUUUCAAGGAAAUGGAAGCUCAUAGACUGAAACCAGAUAUAAUAACUUGGAAUUCAUUCCUUGACGGCAUGUGUAGGAAUUCACAAAUAGAUAAGGCAGUUGCAACAGUGAAGGAAAUGGAGAGCACUGGAAUGGUCCCUGAUAUUAUUACAUACAGUAUCUUAAUGAAUGGUCUGUGUGAAGCUAACCGCCUUAGAGAAGCGGUGGAUGUCUUCUCCUUUCUCACAGCUAAAGGGCUGCACGAUGUCCGUGUUUACACCAUAAUGAUAAAAGGGUUUUGUAAAGAUGGGUUGCUAGCUAAGGCCGAUGAAUUAUUGAAGAAUAUGGAGGACAAUGGAUGCCUUCCAAAUGAAUGCACCUUCAAUACAAUUAUUAGAGGGUUUCUUGAUGGCAAGGAUGUUAGGAGAGCAUUAGAGCUUGUCAGGUUGAUGAGAAUCAAAGAGUUUGUUGCUGAUAAUCACACGAUAUCAUCAUUUGUGGGCUUACUCGCUGAUCCAAAUAUCGGUGAUGCAGACAAGGAUUUGCUAAAAAUGUUUUUUGAGAACUGAGUGAGCAAUAGUUAGGAGAAAAGGUGGAAGUAGCAAUGAAUAAAGUAUAUAUGAUCAGGCGUGAUAGAGAUGUGUAACAUCAGGAGGGAAUGUUGUAAAUUAGUAAUUCUUAUAUUUAGUGUGUUUUGAUUGAUUGUAGGCAAAGACCUUAACACUUGUAAUUUGGAACAUAGGCAAAUGUGGAUAACCUGUAAAUUUUUUAUCUAAUUGUUGCGUUUGCUUUCUA
Chenopodium quinoa (quinoa) is the source of this 2557-nucleotide messenger RNA. RefSeq names its product putative pentatricopeptide repeat-containing protein At1g12700, mitochondrial. The transcript has a single exon. Gene Ontology annotation, molecular function: protein binding. Lineage: Eukaryota; Viridiplantae; Streptophyta; Magnoliopsida; Caryophyllales; Amaranthaceae. The record is from RefSeq and is a predicted model, not a curated record. The coding region runs from base 511 to 2331 and encodes 606 amino acids.